Papilio polytes (common Mormon) is the source of this 1027-nucleotide messenger RNA. Its product is annotated as glycine-rich protein DOT1-like. Lineage: Eukaryota; Metazoa; Arthropoda; Insecta; Lepidoptera; Papilionidae. The record is from RefSeq and is a predicted model, not a curated record.
CUACCGAGCGGCGAUACACCGCCUUCCCAAGCAUACGACAUGAAGACUUUUUUGUGUAUUUUGGCGUUAGCAGUUGCAUCAUGCAAGGCUGGAUAUGAAGCAAGCGAGUUUUCAAGCAGUGGAGCUGGAGACCACACCGGGUACGACGGGAACUCUGGAGGAGGUCACAACUUCGUCCCUAUAACUGGUGGCGGGCAAGAUUUCUCUGGCGGUCAUGGACAAGCUCAUACCCUCGCUCUCACGCAAGGAUCGGGACAUGACUUCUCUGGAGGACAAUUACUAGGUGGUCAUGGAGGUUUUAACGGCGGUUCCGAUGAGCAUGAAGGAAACUCAGGUGGAUAUGGAGGACAAUCCGACGGUCAUGGAGCUGGACAACUUCAAACUUUCGUCCUUCAAGAUGGCGGACACGAUUUCGGAGAUCAAGGACAGGGUUUCGGAGGUUCCGGUUUCGAAGGUCAAGGAUUUGAUGGACAUUCUCAAGCCAUACCAGUUGGCGAGCAUGUUGAUGAAGAACAUCCAGUAGCUGUUCCUCUGUACAAACAUGUCACUUACCCUAUUCAUAAGCCAAUUCAUGUUAAUGUGCCAAAACCAAUCUUAGUUGGUGUACCCCAGCCUUACCCAGUAAAGGUACCAGUUCAUAAACCGGUGGCUGUGCCCGUUGAAACUGAAAUAUCCAUUCCAGUUGAGAAGGUUGUGCCCUACCCUGUUGUGAAGCAUGUUCCUUACCCAGUUGAAAAGCACGUGCCAAUUAAAGUAGAGAAGACUGUGACCGUCCAUGUACCACAGCCCUACCCAGUUAAGAUUCCCGUCUACAAAACAAUUCAUCAUCAUAAAGGUCACUAAGGCCUUGAUGUAGCAACUCGUGUGAUGGUUUAUGUGUGCGUUGAUUUGUGUAUGCUUGUGCCUUGUAAAUAUUGUUAUCUAAUUUUAAGUCAUUUUCAACUGUCUUCAUGUUGUAGUUGAUUUAUUUAUUGUGUGGUAGUUGUAAUGUGUUUGUUGAAUAUACGAAAUUGUUACCUGUUGAUUA